Cyprinodon variegatus (sheepshead minnow) is the source of this 738-nucleotide messenger RNA. RefSeq names its product mesogenin-1-like. The transcript is spliced from 2 exons. Gene Ontology annotation, molecular function: protein dimerization activity; RNA polymerase II cis-regulatory region sequence-specific DNA binding; DNA-binding transcription factor activity, RNA polymerase II-specific. The coding region runs from base 1 to 738 and encodes 245 amino acids. Lineage: Eukaryota; Metazoa; Chordata; Actinopteri; Cyprinodontiformes; Cyprinodontidae. Gene Ontology annotation, cellular component: nucleus. Gene Ontology annotation, biological process: somite rostral/caudal axis specification; regulation of transcription by RNA polymerase II; heart morphogenesis. The record is from RefSeq and is a predicted model, not a curated record.
AUGGAAACGUCCAACUGUUCUCCCCUUCAGCUGCAGGAGAACUCCUUGUUCUUUGACUACGAUCUUCUUCUAGAGAAGUCUCCAGCUUUUGAUCCGUCCUCAGAUCCUGGUUAUGUCAGCGCGGGCAGCAGCCUUUCUCCUACCUCCUCUGUGGACUCGUUCUGCUUCUCGCCCGGCUCCCUCCAGGCCUCAGUAAACGAGCAAGAUGCCUUGAACCGUUUCCUCUUGAGCAGCUCUGCGGAGCCCCAAACAUCCCAAACAAAGGAGACCAUCCUCAGCUCAAGACACUCCUCUUCACCGGCUGUCCCCUUGAGGAAAUCCAGGUCCAAAUAUCCAAGUAAAAAGCGACAGACCGCAAGCGAGAGGGAGAAGCUGAGGAUGAGGGAUCUGACCAAAGCUUUGCAUGAGCUCAGGACCUACCUUCCUUCCUCUGUGGCUCCAGCCGGACAGGUCUUAACCAAAAUCGAGACGCUGCGGCUCACCAUUCGAUACAUCUCCUACCUGUCAGAGCAGCUGGGGCUCAGCCAGGAGGUCCUGGAGCAGCGGAGAUCAGGAAGCUUCGUGGAGCAGGUCCAAACACUCAGCCAGUUCCUGGGUCAACCAACGGCUGUGAACACAGAGCAGCUCUCAUGUCUGCAGCAUCCAUGUCAGGAUUUAGGUGACAGGUUCUACACCAGCCAGCAGUCCUGGAGGCACGACGAUCAAUCAGAACCUUUCACAUUUACUGGACAGUACUGA